AGAAUUUUCCAUAAUUCAGAAAAAAACACAAUUUCCCUCAAAAUCUGAAGGGCCUUAUAAAUAUAUCCUCUUUCCUCCGGUCGACACCGUCGAUUCAUCUCUUCCCUUCCCGUCUGCCGCAACCCUAAUCGUCGCCAGCGGCGUUUUCAGAGGCUACGUUUACGGUCAUCAAUGACGAAGAGGAGAGGGAAAGCGUUGAAGGGUAAAGAACGCUUGAAUCAUUCAAAAAAAGGUGCUAAUAAACUUAUUAAUAAGAAGAAGGCAAGGAAGAUGAGCAGAGCUUCCACUCUAAAAGUUGCCCAUACUGCUUCAAGAGAAGAUCUUGUUAAUGGUCCAACUUGUGCUUCAGUUUCAACUUCAAUCCCUCCUGUUGAUGAUCGGGAGAAGCACGAGAAAGUAGAGGGGAACGAAGGCACCUCUGGAUUCAUUUUUAUGUGCAAUGGAAAAACGAAGCCGGAAUGUUAUCAAUAUCGUGUUUUUGGCUUACCAAAAGGGAAAAUUGAAGUUGUAGAGAAUAUUAAUCCUGACACGAAGCUAUUUUUGUUUGACACUGACUUAAAGCUUCUUUAUGGAAUCUACCAAGCUACCAGCAAUGGUGCAUUGGAUUUGGAACCAACGGCUUUCAAUGGGCAAUUUCAAGCGCAGGUGAAGUUUAAGAUAUUCAAGGAUUGCUUGCCUCUUCACGAGAGUGCUUUCAAACAUGCUAUUAAAGACAAUUAUGAGGGUCAUCGAAAAUUUAAACAGGAGCUCAAUAGUACACAGGUGAAAAGCCUAAUUUCCUUGUUCCGCCCAAUCCCCAAGAAAUCGUUUGCUAAGAGAUCAUAUAUUCGUCCAAAUGUGGGGAUCCAGUCAUCAUUUAAGUCUGCACGAUCCAAAGAAGUGGCUAAAUCAUAUCCUCUUGAGAAACCACCGUUUGGAGUGCAUUACCUGCCGAUCCUUGAGACAGGACCUCAACAUGAUGUCCGUGGGCAUGACGUCCAUCUGGGGAAGUACAAUCCAUUUGAACCAGGAUUGCAUGUCUCUCAGUCUCAUUCACAACUGCAGCCUAGACUUCUAAGAACAGAAGCCCCUACCCGUCAUGUAGAACCGUAUCAUCCCCGUUCAAUUGAACCUUAUCAUCCUGAGCAGGCACAUGAAGCAUAUUUUCCUGAAGGAUCUUUUAGACACCCUCCAGAAUCGUAUGCAAGUAUUCGCAAUACAAUUGAGACAAAUAAUGCAGACCAUCCAUUUGUGUAUGGCCACCAGUAUCAUAUAUCACAGUUCAUGUUGGAUCGAGAUGCUGCUCGCACAGAUUACAUUCCUGGUUACUAUAGCCAAAGGCCGUCUUCUACAACUUUGCAUACUGCUCCAUUGUCACAAUCACAGAGCGAUGCACCAUCUCCAUAUCGUCUACAGGACAGGUUGACAUCUCCACAUCUUUCUUACUAUCCGACGGUGAGAGGCGGCUUGUUAUAUGCUAGUGUGCCACAAACGACAGCUUAUAGUGAUCUUAGAUAUGGUGAAUCAAAUUUGCCAUCUUAUUAUUACUCUUCAGCUGCUACGAGGCUAAGCUAUAGAUGAGUAAGCCAGCCAAUGUCAGAGCCUAAAUUUAGUUGAAACCAAAAAUACGUAUGUUCAUAUUAAUUCCAUGUAAUGAGAAGACUUGUUAAGUAUACUCGAUAUUUUAACAUACGUAUUUGUGAUAAUGUGAUUGGUUGUCAAUUCUGUGUA
Cucumis melo (muskmelon) is the source of this 1710-nucleotide messenger RNA. RefSeq lists its product as uncharacterized. Bases 172 to 1560 code for a protein of 462 amino acids. NCBI's taxonomy places the organism in Eukaryota, Viridiplantae, Streptophyta, Magnoliopsida, Cucurbitales, Cucurbitaceae. The transcript is spliced from 5 exons. The record is from RefSeq and is a predicted model, not a curated record.